Molecule: messenger RNA, 564 nt
Organism: Rattus norvegicus (Norway rat)
Lineage: Eukaryota; Metazoa; Chordata; Mammalia; Rodentia; Muridae
Source: RefSeq, a predicted model, not a curated record
AUGCCCGAAAUUAUCAUCUUUUGGAGGGCAGACAUCGCUGUCUGUUGCUUUUCGCCACUUGCUGCAGAACUGGUCAACCCCACCGUGUACUUCAACAUCACGGCUGAUGGAGAGCCCUUGGGCCACGUCUCCUUCGAGCUGUUUGCAGACAACGUUCCAAAGACAGCAGAAAACUUUCAUGCUCUGAGCACUGGGGAGAAAGGAUUUGGCUAUAAGGCUUCCUCCUUUCACAGAAUUAUUCCAGGAUUCAUGUGUCAGGGUGGUAACGUCACAUGCCAUAAUGGCGCUGGCGGCAGGUCCAUCUACAGAGAGAAAUUUGAGGGUGAGGACGUCAUCCUGAAGCAUACAGGUCCUGGCAUCUUGUCCAUGGCAAAUGAUGAACCUAACACAAGUGGUUCCCAGUUUUUUAUCUGCACUGCCAAGACUGAGUGGCUCGGUGGCAAGGGUGUGGUCUUUGAGAAGGCGAAAGACGGCAUGAACAUUGUGGAAGCCAUGGAGCGUUUUGGGUCCCGGAAUGGCAAGACCAGCAAGCAGAUCACCAUUUCCGGCUGUGGACAAUGCUAA